Messenger RNA from Cydia pomonella (codling moth), 4152 nucleotides. RefSeq lists its product as uncharacterized. The record is from RefSeq and is a predicted model, not a curated record. The coding region runs from base 122 to 562 and encodes 146 amino acids. The transcript is spliced from 3 exons. Gene Ontology annotation, biological process: sleep; regulation of synaptic transmission, cholinergic; positive regulation of voltage-gated potassium channel activity. Lineage: Eukaryota; Metazoa; Arthropoda; Insecta; Lepidoptera; Tortricidae.
GUCAAAGUUUUCUUUUAUCUUGAGCGAGUGAGGUGUAAAAGUUUUGAACUAAUUCACAUAUCCGAAUUUAAUGAUCGGAAUUAAUCCUAUUCGCGUUAAGAAACUUGUGUAAACCAAGAAAAUGAAUUGCAGACAAUUUUUACUCUGUUUUUUGAUAUGCCUGGCUUUGUUUAAGGAAGUUAAAUGCUUGCACAAAAGAUGUGUCAAAUGUCGGUCAAGAGGAGAGUUAGGUAGCUGCGGAGACCCAGUUGUAGUGAACGCAACAGAUCCAUACUCCCAACUUGGUAUACAUGUUGUGGCCUGCCCCUCAGGUUGGUGUGGAAAGAUGAUGGAAGGCAAUGAAGGAGCAUUUCGGACUGAUGAUUACGGAUCGGCAACAGAGAGGAUGUGUCUCCAGCGGCCUCCAAGCGACUACGAGGAGCGCUGCGCGUACACCUUGUGGAACUACAAGAAGGUCUACAUGUGCUUCUGUAACGGUGACCUGUGCAACACAGCUUUUAGAACAACCAUAUCCUAUUGUAGUAUUGUCAUUGCUGUUUUACUGACUAUAUUUAACAUGUAGUGACAUUGGUGUCUGCCUCUGACAAGUUGUUGUUAGUUUAUCAAUCAGGCGCUAAAGUAAGGUCAUUAAGCACGAAGAAUUACGUACAUUGAAAUGUCAUUUCCUGUCUCUAUCGCAGGCGUAUAAAUAAUAAUAUAGCUGUCCCGCCGAUGAUGCCAGCGGUCAAUGUCACGGUGUGAGCGAGGCAGCAAUAUAAUUGUGUGCGUGCGAUAUAGGAAAUACUGUGCCAAUGUACAAAAUUUUUCGCGCUUAGCGUCCUUACUUUACUGACAUAGUUAAAGACGUACAUAUUAAAAAUGGUCCUUAUUGACAAUCAUCCAAGUACUACAGUUAUAUUUGUGUCUACAUAUAUUCUGUUAGUGGCUCAUUUAGUUGGUGCUUCACCCAUCAAUUGUUUACAUAAUUAAAGCAAAGUAAUAUUUCUUGCUUUAAUUAGCAUGGACUUCCGCAAAGUAACGCCUGAUUCUAUUAAUUAAUUGUUUACAUUCCUUCUUGUUGUAUUUGACAUUUAUGCCAUUAGAUGUAGUGAAUAAUCCUUACCCAUCGUAUUUUCACGGAGACGCACGAACGUCUGUUGCUAUUUCAGUCAGUCUCGAUACAAAAAGUACUGAGGUCGAUUGAAGUAACAUGACAAAUACUUACGAACGAUUCGGAGGAAAUACGAUGGGAAAGGAUUAUUCAUUACAUCUGUACCAUAUAGGUACAGUCGCCGUCAGAUAUAUCGAAGCGGCUGAGGUGCUCAAAAAUAACUGAACACACACUGUAACGUUUUGACAAUAGUGGCGUGUUCAGAUAUUUGUGACCCCUUUAGUCGCUCCGAUAUAUCUGAUGGUGAAUGUACAUCCAUCCAAUGGAUUAUGACAUUAUUAUAAUUAAUUGUGAUAUUUACAAUGCAGUACUUAAAACGCAAAUGUUUAAACAAAAUCUCGAAGUUAGUCCAUUUCUCGUUGAGUCAGAUCAAGGCUGAUCUAAUUAGUUAGUUUAGUUUCUUUGUUCACAGAAUUUAUUACUUAGGUAUAUUAUACCUAUGUGUUAUAUCGGGUGUGGCGUGUAACACGAGAAAAUAACUUAAUCAUACAUUAUACUCCUCAAAAUAUCACACUUUUUUUCAAUAACUUUUAAUUAUACUUCUUACUUUUCAUAGGUAAAAAUUAAAUAUGACCUUCAAUGUACACUGCCAUCAGUGUAUUUGACGUUGCUGGUCACGCUUUAAACAUAACAAAAUUCGCAAUACAUUCUGAGAAUAAAGUUUAAAGUGUGCUAAAAUCAAAAUAUAAGUUGUUUUUAAAAGUCGCUGAACAAAUGAUGGUCAGUUUACGGAGUAUAGCCCUCAGUUUAAUUUUUUGCACGUGUUACUUAUCUUCUCUCUUUCUAUUUAUAAUACCUUGGUAUUAUUUGAAUUUAGCAUGUUUUGAAUAUUAUUUUAUAAGUGUAAGAACUGAACUCGAAACAAAAUUAAAAAUUUUGGGCAGUUCCUCGUGACAAUAGUUAAUUAAGUGUUACGGUAAUACGAUUUUACCAAUAUGUGAUCGUAUUAGGUGGGUACACACAGAGCGAGUAUACGCACGACUCGCGAGGCAAUUUCUUCGCGCUCAAAACGGCCAGUGUAGACGGCGCGCGCGUUUUCCUCGCCCGAGUGCGACCUUGGCCGAGCCGCUCCGUAUCGGUUUUUCGGCAUGCUCAAAAGCGCCGCGCGCCAGUGUAGACGUGUUUGUUUAUGGUGCGCGUUAUUUUGUUCGUACUUACGUUUUGAAUAAUAACGAGCGUCCCAAAUUGUCGUGUCCUUCUUUUUAAAAAUCAAAUCAAAUUAUUUUAUUGCAUGGUUAUGGUUUCUUUCUCAUUUUCUUUUGAAUUGCUUUAAAUAGCAAAAUAAAAGAAACGCAAGCCACGGCAAUCAUUACGUGCGGCGCCAUUUUGAACAGCUGACUGAGUGCACCUUGCCGAGCAUGGAAAUUGGUUCAGGUGAGGAAAACGUGCCUCAGUAGGCAAAAGUUCCACGUCCACGCCGCCGCGCGAGGCCGGGCGUUUGCCGCGUGAGGAAAUUUCCUCGCGGGGUUGCUCGCUCUGUGUGGGCCCUAUUCAACUCCAACUGUAUAAGUGCUUUGGUUUCAUUGCCCCUGGAUAUCAUAAUGUCGUUGAUAAAAGAAAUAAAGAUAUUGGUCUUAAAUUUAACAACUUAAGCGCAAAAUACCUAAAUGUUCAAAUUAUUAAUUAAUGACUAUGUAGCCACUAAAGGCAUUUAUUUGUGUUAUGAACACAGAUAUUGGUUCCUGAGUCAUGGGUAUAAUAAUACAUUUAUCUAUAUAAGUAUGUAUAGUGUAUAGCAUCGCCUAGUAGCUAUAGUACAAGCUUUGCUUAGUUUGGAUGAAUGAAUCAUAUCCCCAAGUCCCAUAUAAUACCGUACAGUCUGGCUGGUAACUUUGGCCAUCGGGAUUAAUUUAGUGCAGGUUUUAUUAUUACAUUGUAAAUUCACGUUUUUACGUUUUUAUUAGACCUUUCUACAUAUGUAUGUGUGUUUAUCAUGUCGGUUAAAGCAUAGAGGAAUAAGUAAAAUAGAGUGCUCACUCCAUACAUCAGUUUUCUUACGAAACCGUUUAUUGUUUUCGUAGUCGACAUCUAGCGUCAAGUAGCGGAUUUAUUAGUACCGCUACUUGACACUAGAUGUCACGAGUGUCGCGACUGGCAAAAAGUGUAUUUUUUAAUUUACUAAUCAGUGAUUACAUUUAUUGAUAAUCAAAUACUGUGGUUACCCAUCAUUGGACAAACAUCUGCCCUUAAUGUAAGCUACAGAUUAUACACAAUUAUUUUUAAACAGUCUGCUGGAACGAACUAAAGACGAUAAUAUAGGAUAAUAAAUAUAACACUCAACAACAAGUAUAGCGCUAAUUAAUGUAGGUAAUUUUCGAUUUAGGUAUUAUGAGACCACGUCGAUUAGAAGUAGGCAUUUAGCGAAUGUGGUAUUUUGAGAAAAAAGUUGACAUUCCGAGAUUCGGGCAUUUUGACACUAUUCCGUUUUGAGAAUUUUUGUAAAUGGGUGAAAUUAAGGUGCAAUCAAACCAAAGCGUAUUAGGUACCUAAAGGGGUUAGAAACUUAGAACUUAAGUGAAAUAUAUACUCAAAAUUUUAGAAAUGUAUUAUUAGAAAAAUAAUAUACAGGAUGUUUAUUUAGUCACCUGCAAUAAUUUUCGCGCUGAAUAUAUAGGUCGUACUGAGCAACUUUUAUUAUGGGACUAACCCGGAAAUCGCGAAAAAAAAUUUUACUCCCUUAGAAAAUGUCAAGGUCAGACAGCCAAAAUGUAUGAAACAGUCAAUUUUUUUCGUGAUUUCGGGGUUGAUCCCAUAGUAAUAGUUGCUCAAUAUGAUAUAUUCACUCCGUAAAUUAUUGCAGUUGACUAAAUAAACAUCCUGUAUAUUAUUUUGACGAUGACAGACCCCUGUAUUCCUGUAAUACCAGGCAUUGGCAGCAAAUACGUACGAAAGUGAAGGUACUGAAAUUGAAUAAAAAUCAUUAUUUUGUUACGUUUACUGUAUUAUAUUAAAAACAUUAUAAAUAUUUUUACACUUUUUUACAAAUACAUUUUUUCUGUAAA